This is a messenger RNA of Girardinichthys multiradiatus, 6811 nucleotides long. RefSeq names its product RNA-binding protein MEX3B-like. The transcript has 5 exons. Gene Ontology annotation, molecular function: RNA binding. NCBI's taxonomy places the organism in Eukaryota, Metazoa, Chordata, Actinopteri, Cyprinodontiformes, Goodeidae. The record is from RefSeq and is a predicted model, not a curated record. Bases 518 to 2545 code for a protein of 675 amino acids.
AAUAAAUCAAAUAAAAAAAUAUUUCCACUUUACAACAAUGUGCUACUUUGUGUUGGUGUAUCACAUAAAAUAGGUUGAAUAUGGGUUGAGAUUGUAUUGAAAAAAAAAUUGAAGAUGUCAAGGGGUUUGAAGGUUUUUAAAAACAGAUUUAUACUGUAUGCAAUUUAUGAAACAGAAAAAGGGAAAUUUACAUUUAAUUCAGGAUGGUAGCGGUGCAGUAGAUGGUUGAAUUACAUAAGUAGUACAAUAACGUAGGCUUAAUGUGAAAUAUAAAGUGAUAUAACAAUCAUAACACACCACCCCUGCACUGGCAGUUGACCCUAAAACGAAAUCUCGCGAUAUCUAGUACGAGAUUACAGCGAAGGGAGGGCUGCUUGGAGAGCUAAAAAGACAAAACAAAAGCCCCACAUUUCAAGUAACAGGCGCUGGUCGCUUUUUUAUUUUAUUAUUUUUUUCUUAACUAAAAACAGUAUCUCGUAUCAUUUUCAAUUUAAAGGCAAUAUUAAGAAGGUUUUGCAUGAUGCCAAGUAGCACGUCUUUGUUGGAGGCCGAUGAGGGAGAGUCCGAGGUCCCACCGCCGCUGGUGCACGCUUUCGCCGGUAUGGGCCUCGACGAGCACCAAGGCAGCCAGAGCCAGACUCCUGAACAGUCAGACGAGAGUGUUUCUUUUCAUCAUCAGCUCCCAGCAGUAACCCAUUUCAGCAUCCUCGGUACGGUCCUUGACUUGAAGCCUCUUCCGCUGUAUCGGCCGCCCUCGGGGGAUGAAGCGAACAAAACGGCAGAGGACGAAGAGCUCGAAGGGAUAGCGGCCAGUUCUUCUGGCUCGUUGCUGGCAAAGGCCCAUCGCCAUCAGCACCUCCCAUCGGGGCAGAGCGGUACCGUGAUGGAACCGCCGCAUGUCGAGACGGUAUUGUUGUACAACGGAGACGAGCGGGAUGAUAGCGGCGGCAGCAGCUCUCUACCCCCGGCCGGGAGCAUGGUGAUGCUCCCACACGGUGUGUACGGGGACUCGGGGUACGAGGCCGAACAUUCGCUCCUGACCCGGAGAAAGAGCGUCAACACGACCGAGUGUGUGGCAGUGCCUAGCUCCGAGCAUGUCGCCGAGAUUGUUGGCAGGCAGGGCUGUAAGAUCAAGGCACUUCGAGCCAAGACGAACACCUACAUAAAGACACCAGUGAGGGGAGAGCAGCCCGUCUUCGUCGUGACGGGACGCAAAGAAGAUGUGGCCAUGGCUAAGAGGGAGAUUCUGUCUGCGGCCGAGCACUUCUCCCUGAUCAGAGCCUCCCGGAAUAAGACGGGCCCUUUGGCUGCUGUGACUGGUUUAGGGACCCCGGCUCUACCUGGGCAGACAACCAUUCAGGUGCGGGUUCCAUAUCGUGUCGUUGGACUGGUUGUGGGUCCCAAAGGAGCAACCAUCAAACGCAUUCAGCAGCAGACCCAUACCUACAUCGUAACUCCAAGUCGGGACAAAGAGCCGGUGUUUGAGGUCACGGGGAUGCCAGAGAACGUCGACCGGGCGAGGGAGGAGAUAGAGGCACACAUUGCCCUUCGAACCGGCAGCUGCGGGGGGGUCGAGGCUCCGGGCGUGGACAACAGUGAUUUCCAGUUCAACGGGACAGACGUCAGCUUUGAAACCUCUGCGCACCCCAUUGGUCUGGGGGAGGCCGGAUGGCUCCAUGCAGGUGCAUCAUCGCCAGGGGGUGGAAGCUUGUUGCCAGUCAGCAUCAGUGGUACUCAGCGGGUCAAUAGCAAUAUCAGCAGCGCUGUCAGGAUGUCUUCCACCUACCGCAACGACAGCUCCAGCUCUCUGGGCAGCGGCUCCAGCUCGGCCGAUUCUUUCUACGGCGGUGGGAACGGGAAUCGGAUGGCCGAUUUCAGCCCUACCUUCCCCUUCAAUGCCAACGCUAACAACAAUAACAACAGUACAAGCAGCAGCACAAGUUUCUGGUUUGGCGAUAGCCUUCUUGGUGUGGGGUCUGAAGAGCUCUUCAGCCUGGGAGGCGAAUUGUCCUCCUCAGGAAUUGAGCCGUUAACCAUUUCCACUGCCCAUACCUCGCAGUCCACUGCACCACAGCACAUCUGGAGUCCCUUUGUGGACCAGCAGUCACUUCAGGCCAUUGAUUCGCUGCAGUCCCAGACCAGCCAACCCGGCACCCCCCGUCUCUCUCCAACUUUUUCCGGGACCGAAGCCUUGGAGCACCCUCAGGCCCAGCGUGUUCACCAAAGGCCUUUCGGGUCAGCCGGCACCCUCGACGUCCACAGGAUCCCCUCUUACAGCUCGGCCUUCUCCUCCUCUAGUGAAAGCACCACCUCCUCCUCACCUCCCGAAUCCUCCUUCUCUUAUCGCCCGGCGCUUGGUUUGUCCGGGAGGGGGCAGGAGAUAUGCAUCCAGUGUAUGGAUAACCAGGUGAUCGCUGCAUUGGUUCCUUGCGGCCAUAACCUGUUCUGUCUCGAUUGUGCCACACAAAUCUGCCGGGGCCCAGAGGCCGUGUGCCCUGUGUGCCUGUCCCCAGCUACGCAGGCCAUUCAGCUGCGCAAUAUGUGAUUAUUUUUAAUCCAUUUUUCCUUGACGGUUGAUUCAGGGGACAGCCUCUCCUGACAUUCCUGGCUCAUAGAGAAUGUGUGGGACUUACAAAAAGAGACCCUGAAUCAGCGCCUAGGUAUUUCCUCGCCCCAGCUUUUUCCAGGCUGGUGUUAAUUUGACAAAGGUGCAGAGAGUAGGUGAAGUGGGAUAGAAAUGGGGUUUAUUUAGGGUAUGGGUUAGGGUGCUGAGCCCGUUCUUGUGCCUGCUAGUGUGAAGUCUUCUUGAUUGAAUAACAGGAGGGUUGGAAGCUCUCUAUGUAGCAUUGGGAGGGUUGGGACUUUUUUUUAAUUAUUAUUAUUUCUCUCAUCUUAAAUUUAGUUUUUGCUUAUCUUGAAGAAAAAAAAUACAUUUCCUCCUUCCUAUAAUUUUAUUUUUUUACAUCAAAGUAUAUUAGAAAGAUUUUUGGCUUUAGGGUCAACACUUUAUUUUUUCAUUUUUAACAUCUCAGACGUUUUAUCCCACAAGAAACUCCGAAAGAACAAGAAUCGAGCAUGUUUACUUACGACUUCAUAUCAACUACCAGUAUAAUACAAAGUGUGAGUGCAGCAGGAAGGGAGGCAAAUUCUCCCGCUCCUUUAAAAGGGUAUACGGCUUUCAUCGUUCCAAAUUAUAAAUCAGAUUUUAGCAUAAGUAUGAAGACACUCCCAAGGAGGGUUUUUAAAACCAAGUGGGUCAAAGAAUAACUGGAAAGUUUUCACACUCCAUAAGCAAUCUUUUAUUUUUGUUUUCUUAGACCACUUGGAUGUUCCGCGUCUUCAGCAUCGCCGCGUUGCUUUCCGAUUAUACUUUUACCAGUUUACGGUAAACUCGUGCCUAAUUCCCAACUGUCAAGGAAGGAUAUGAGUGGUUUUAGCUGACAUGGUGUCGCUCUCUUUUCAAAUGGACAUGUGGCCUUUUUUUUGGGGGGGGGGCUCUAAUUACCAUCACAACACUACCUACAAAAAAAUAAUCCUAAUCUCUGGGUCGAAAGAACACAAGGUGACAGGCGGAAGUAGUAACGUAUUUGUUUUUGGUUUCAUAACUACAUCUCAAUAAAACAAAGGUUGAGUCGACUAAUUUAUACUUUUUCUGUCCUCUUGUCAUUGUUUGUUUACAUCGUCGUAUGAGGAAACCACUUCCUGGUUUUUACCUUGAAGGGUAGGCACGUCUUUUGUAACAUUCCUCCUCCCUGGUAUCGUAUUAACUUUUUUUUUUUUUUCAUGUAGGCGAGGCUCGUCAUUCUUGAUGGAUAUAUCACUUGGGAGCAAAACUGGCAGAUGUUUCCAGCUGUGAUCUUGAACAAAUCCCAAUGAAGUACAAAACUGGCUGCUUUUGUUGUACUUGUUUUUUAAAGCCAUCUCGAGAAUCGUCUCUUUAACUUGAAUGUUGAUCUACUUGGACCGCUCCAUCCCACGGCUGUCCGGUUAAUUCCACUGAGAUGUGAAACGGAGAUGAAGGCCAUCCAUUGCUUUUUUUUUUUUUGCCCGGCCUAUGCAAAAAUCAUCUCAGUAUUUGAACCAGUCUAGGAGGAAGUAGGUAGAUAAAACUCUACAAAAACAGUAUAAGCGCCGAUCCUAAAAACAGUUGCCAUGCAAAAGCAUUCCUGCCCCAGAAACCUUUACAUUUAAUACUAUAAGAUCCACAUAUUUUCAGUUCCGAUUAUUGGGAUUUUUGGUGAUCGACCACAGGCAAGUAGCACAUAAUUGUGAGGAUGUUACACUGUCGUAUUUGUAUUCAGCCCUCAAAUCCACUUUUCAGCAGCUGCAAGUCUUCACACAUCUGCAGAGUAGGAUUUGUGCUCUUCCUUUGAAAAAUAGCUCAAGCUGGGUUAAUAAUCAUUUAUUACUACAGUUUCUCAGUUGGAUUUAUGACUGGGCCAUUCUAACACAUAAGGUUAAUAUGAUCUAAACCAUUCCACUGUAGCUCCAGCUCUAUGUUUAGUGUCACUGCCCAGUUUUUCGUUCAGGUUUUCCCGUUUUUUUUUUUUUUUUUUUUUGCUCCAUAUAUUUCCGACCAGCUUCUCUGUCCCCUUUGAAGAAAAGCAUCCCCACCCAUGAUGCUGCCACCACCAUGUUUCAUGGUGGGUAUGGUGUGUUGAAGGUGUUUUGCAUGUGGGCCAAAAACUUUAAUUUUGUUUGACCAGAUCACCUUGGUCCACCUGCUUUCUGUGUCCUGCUUAUGGUCUGUAGCAAACUGCGGAGGGGGCUCGGUUCUUAUGGUUGGUCCUUAAAGGUCAGAUUCGUGGUGUGUGCAAUAAUUGGUUUUCCUGUUGACAGAUUCUUUGCAUCUCUGUAUCUUCUCCAAAGUUACCAUUUGGCUGCUUCCUUGAAAAAUUCUCUCCUCAGUCAGCCUGUAUGUUUGCAGUAGUCUUUACAUUUUAGAUAAUGAACUUAAAUUGUGAUUUGUGAGCUGUUGACGGCUUGGCAUAUUGUUUUAUAAUGUAACCCAGCUUUUGACUUCUCCACAACUUCACCCCUGACCUGUCUGCCGUGUUUCCGGGUCGUCGUGAUGCUGCCUGUUCUCCGACAGCAGCUGUAUUUAGACUGAGAUUGAAUUGCACGGAUGUGGACCCUGCAGCUAAUUAAUUGCCUUCUAAAAGCAGUUGAUUACACUGGGUUUUAUUUAGGGGUAUUUGAAAAAGGGGGCUGAAUAUAAACUCCACACAACACUUCACCUUUUUAAAUGUUCAGAAAACCAUUCAUUUGUUUCCUUCCCCUUCUUUAUUCUGCAUGGCCUUCUGUUGGUCUUUCGCUGAAAAUCCCAAUAAAAUAGGUUGUGGUUUUAACGCAACAAAAUGUGAAAACUUUAAGGAGGUGUUAAUACUUUCGCAGGGCACUAAAAGUAUGUUUUCUGCUCGGUUCCAGCUGAAGUUCACCUAAUUUCCCGCUUCUCGUACGUAAAGAUGUUCUGUUUUGUCAGCUCAUUUUUCUUACAAUUUUGUGCACUACUAAGCACAUAGUUGUCACACUAUCGGGCAGUUAGGACAAACACAUUCUCUCGUUUCUUCCAUGCAUGGAUUUUAGUUCUUAUUUGUCCAUCAUUUUCACAAAGGUACAUACAUGUGGAAAACAUCUCAAGUAUUAGCUUUAAACACCAGUGUCUGUAGACUCUUAUAGGAAUCAGUUCAGACAUUUUGAAGUAAGGGGGAAGCAGCUGGAACGGUUUCACUACAUAAAGGUCAAUCCUGUAGCUUGCUUUCUUUUUGUGGACCGCAGUCCUUCUGGCAUUCCAGCUGUGAACAGUAUUCCAGACCCAUCGUGUUGCUUCAACCUUACAACUCUGCUCGUCUUCAUGGGUGGGUGAGCUUUCGUUUAAGAAAACGGAACCAAACGAGACCCAAAAGUGCAAAAAAACAAAAGAAAUCCCACCUCAUCUGCAUAUGUCUCCUCUCUUCUAUCCGUCCCAGUAAUUUUAAUUCUGUCGGCGCUACAAAGGAUUGAUCUUUUUAUUAAUUAUCUUCUUCUGUACGAGGGAAUGCAAUACCCGAUCGGCCCUCGGAUGAUCCACAUGAACCCCUUGACAUUUUUUUUCUUUUGUGUACUAUAUAAAAAUUACUGUUAAUGACUGAGAAAUAUACAGAUUUUUUUAUUUUGUUACAUUUCGUAUAUACAUAAAUAUAUAUAUCAAAAAUGUUUACAAUUAUAUUUUAAGUUUUUCUAUUUUUACCUUUUUUUUUUUUUUUUUUUUUUUGAGUGAUUUAGGCGGAUGAAGAGCUGGAAAUCCAGAGGAGAGUCUCAGUGCUAUCUGCUUGUAGUCUAGUUAGUAAUUUACAGUAUUGAUGAUGAUUAAUAGUAUUGAUAGCUGCUGUUAAACCUAGUUGAAAGUGGAAUGUGCAUCACAAGCAUGUCUUCAUCAUUUACCGCCAUUGUGGAUCUUCACUGCAACUGUAAAAAGGCCAAGGAUUCAAGCUGCCUGUCAUGUCUGUACACCACCAAAAAUAAGAGCGGUAUACUAUUAAGAUGCAUCUUCGAUUAUCUAUCUCUAAAUACAUAUUGUUCAAAGCUGUACCAACGGUUCAAAGUAUUUGGUAAUUUUACUAAACUUUUAUGUAUAUGUGUAGGAGGAGUCUUAAGGCAUAUAAAUUCUUCAAAUUAAGUCAGGCGUUUAAAGCAGACUAUAUUUUAUAAUGGCCUUUUAAGUUAUUGCGGCCAAAGCACUGAUAUUAUAUAUUUGCUGUAAAGAGAAUUUUAAGAGUUUUAUUUUUCUGAUAUUAAAGUUACGUAAUAAAGAUGGUUUCAUUUUAAGCCA